Molecule: messenger RNA, 1380 nt
Organism: Lecanosticta acicola
Lineage: Eukaryota; Fungi; Ascomycota; Dothideomycetes; Mycosphaerellales; Mycosphaerellaceae
Source: the annotation of a GenBank genome assembly
AUGUCUCCCAAGGACAGAGCCGGCCUGAUCUCCAGUCACUUGGACUACUCCAAAGCUCACGACGUGCCUCUCAACACUCCCUACUCCAUCGAGCGAGACUCAUCCGUCGACGACUUCAAUCCCAGUCCGUGGGCCGGUCCUGAGCAGAAGCGAGACUUUUCCCACCAAGCCGUGUCGUUGGAGGAAGAAGGAAAGAGAGCAAAACCUGCCGCAGAAGUCAACAUGUCCAAGCAACCGCCGCAUCCCACGCUCCUCAUUCCAGGACCGAUCGAGUUCGACGAUGAAGUCCUCCAGGCGAUGAGCCACUACUCGGAAGGACAUGUCGCCCAACCAUUCGUGAAUGUCUUCGGCGAGGUCUUGACCAUGCUGCGGACGGUCUUCAUGACCAAGGAUCCGUCCAGCCAGCCGUUCGUGACCUCCGGCUCGGGUACACUGGGGUGGGACAUGGUCGCCGCGAAUGUGACAGAGCCCGGCGAUGAGGCAUUGGUGUUGCAUACGGGAUACUUUGCCGAUAGCUUUGCGGACUGUUUCGAGACGUAUGGCGUCAAGGCCACGCAAUUGAAGGCGCCAAUUGGAGACAGGCCACAACUGCCCGAGAUAGAGUCGGCGCUGAAGCAGAAGAAAUACAAGGUCAUUACAAUCACCCACACCGACACUUCGACCGGUGUCCUGUCCGAAGUCAAGCCAUUGGCCGAGCUGGUUCGCAAGGUGUCUCCUGAGACUCUCAUCGUUGUCGACGGUGUGUGCAGUAUUGGGUGCGAGGAGCUCCGUUUCGACGAGUGGGGCGUUGAUGUCGCUCUCACCGCAUCCCAAAAGGCGCUCGGCUGUCCGGCUGGGCUGUCCGUGGUGAUGGCGUCCGGUCGUGCCAUUGAAGCGUUCCGAGCACGCAAGACUCCUCCAACUUCGUACUUUGGAUCCUGGAAGAACUGGCUGCCCAUCAUGCAAAAUUAUGAAGCCAAGAAGCCAUCUUACUUCGCAACACCCCCACCGCAGCUCAUCCACGCUCUGCACGUUUCCUUGAAGCAAAUCACUGCAAAGCCGAUGGAAGAUCGGUUCGCCAAGCACAGGGAAGUCAGCUUGAAGGUCAAGAAGGCCGUUGCGGAAUUGGGUCUCAAGCAGCUCGCCUCGAAACCGGAGAACCAGGCAAACGGGAUGACGGCCAUUUGGUUACCAGAGGGCAUGUCGCCGCCAGAGGUGCUUCCUAACUUGCUCAAGAAGGGCGUCAUCUUCGCCGGUGGUCUCCAUAAAGAGAUUGCCGCCAAGUACGUCCGAUUCGGCCAUAUGGGUGUGUCUGUUACCGAUCCGGCUCGUGGUGAUAUCGACAAGGCGUUGGCUGCGCUGAAGGAGGGCAUUGAGGAGGCGAAGGCUGCGAAGAAAUAA